AAAUGAAACUGUUUGUUUUAGUUUAUUUUCUACAAGCUUAUGCUCAGAAUACUUUGGGUAUUUGCAGUACCUCAUUCUACCCACCUGACAGGCGCGUUGUAAGGUCUUCAGUGGCGGUGAAAGCAGUUGUAACGGAGAAAACUCAAACAACAGCUGAACUGUGGAUACUUUACGUUUACAAAGGUGGAGACAAGUUAUCUGUCUAUCUGGGUCUGCCUAGCACUCACCUCUAUGAUGUAAGCAUGCAGGAUAUAAGGGUGUCCGUGGAUCUAGAUGAUGUGUGUGCGAAUACGGUCCAACUUCAUUCAAAACAGGAGUUCAUUGUUCUUCUCAAGUAUCAUAAUGGAAAACUGAACCUUGAUCCAAACCCGGGAGCUAUCAUCCCAUACUCAUCCAACCUAGACAAGAGAAUAUAUAAUCUUCUAGGCUGGGAGCAGUGGGCCGACUGGACUCAAUGCUCCAGCUCCUGUGGAGGUGGCGAGCAGAGGAAGACGAGAAUCUGUAGAACAAGAUUAUGUACAGGGCAUUCAGUUGAAACACGUGGUUGCAAUAAUUUCCCUUGCAAAGGUGCCCUGGACCUUUUUUCUGUACAGAAAAGUCAGUACUACAAACCCGAUAAACACUCAUUUAAAAAGAUCCCUGGUAGAUUAGCUGGAUGGAGGUUAAAGGCUGGUUCUUAUCUUCUUUAUCCAUUCCAGGAAGUUUUCCGAACCAUCUUUCCCAGUGUGUUUUCUGUUUUCCUGGUAUUCAAACCGUUCACACACUCAGAGGGAGUUCUGUUAAGCUUAACAAAUCCACAGAAAAAAGAUGAAUUUAUUUCUUUUGAACUCUCAACCAUUUCAGGGGGUAAAACGUUGGAGGUCAAGAUUGUACACUCGACUGUGAAUGGUACAAGGGUAGUUGGUGUACCAGCAGAGAUACUGUACAACAAGUGGAACAACUUGGCUCUCAGUAUUGGAGAGGAUACAACAAUUAAAAGCUAUCUAAACUGCAGAUGGUUGAGUACCCAGAUACUGCAUGGAUACCCGAUACAGCCAGCAACAUUCCCAGAUGUUGCAAUUGGAUAUAUGUUCCAGGGUGAAAUAGAACAGGUUAUUGUUUCCAGAAAUCCAGAAGAUGUUAGUGAUGAAUGUACAGCAGAAAAGCCUAAACAUGAAACACACACAACAGAGGAUAAAGACUACCUGGAUGAAGACUAUUUGGAUGAAGAAGUUGUGGAAUUAGAACGAAGAGGAAACGAUGAAGAAAAAACUAAAAGAGGAAUGAAAUACGAUAAUCCUAAGAAAAGUGAAGAAGAAUUAAGCGGAGAAGAGGGGGAGGGGAGUGGACAGGAUGAUGAUGAUAUGGAGUCCAGUGGCGACAAUACUUAUGGACUAGAAUGGUCCUCCUGGACUAGCUGCAGUUCAACCUGUGGACGAGCCACACAAACCCGUGUUUCCAGAUGUCUUGACUCUGAGAGAAUGAUGGAUUGUAUUGGAGAGGGGUUGGAGAGAAAAGUAACUAGAGCUUGUUCCUUACCACCCUGUAGAGUUGAAACAAGCGCAUACAGUCCCUUUAAACCCGAGAGUCACAUCACCAACGAGGAUAUUCAGCUGUUUAAUAACAGGUUUAGGACUUCGUCUGCACAGGCGAAUGAAACUUAUUCAGUAAAGCAAGAAAAUCCAGCUCUUUCUUGUGGCUGCGGUAACAAUGGACACUGCACAGCAAAUUCAAGUUGUGAAUGUAAUGAUGGUUGGACUGGUCCUGACUGCAGUACACCAAUCUGUACACCAAACUGUGAACAGGGUAAAUGUGUACAACCGGAUGUAUGCGGAUGUAAUUCUGGGUAUACAGGAGCCAGAUGCAAGACAGCCUUUUGCCAUCCAGCCUGCCAGAACGGAGGUGGAUGUUCAGCACCUUUUAUCUGUACCUGUGCACCAGGAUUCACAGGAAACUUCUGUCAAAAAAGUUUGUGCCAGAAAUCUUGUAAAAACGGAGGAACAUGUAUUAGAGAGAAUAUGUGCGCUUGUUUACACGGGUUCAGUGGUGUGGACUGCGGAGACACCACGUGUACACGAAAAUGCCGCAACGGAGGAGUGUGUACAUCUGCUAACAAAUGUACAUGCCAAGCUGGAUUCUACGGAGAGCUCUGUCAGAAAAGGAUCUGUGAGAAGUACAGUAAAGUAAAAGAACCCGUGAGACAAGCUUACAAAAGAGUUGUGACCGUCAGCUCUGUUGUUGCUCCCUUAGUUCCUGUUUAUAAAACCUUCUAUAGAACAACAUACAGAACCACUCUCAGGUGUAUUGAUCCUGUUCUUCACUAAGAAACUUGUUGUCUUAUAUCAAAGGAGAAAAAAUGUCUAAACAAAAGAAAAAAUGGCUGCCCUCACUAACAAAAUGGUUGCCCUCACGAACAAAAUGGCUGCCAUGAACAUUCUGAAAGAAAGAAAACUAUGUCAUUUUUGGUUCAAAAUCUAAUUUGUUUUUAAGGAGAAAUUAGGAACAAAGUCUAUAAUAAGACAAGUUUUUCCACAAAAUAUAAAUAGAAAAUAGAUAAACUAGUAUCUAUGCUGCUACUCAUCUGAAAAUAUAGAAAUUACCUCUCUGUAAUCCUUAAAGUUGUGAACAAAGUUAUGAUAUAACAGCUAAAAGCUGUGAAAGUUUUGCAGAAAAUGAUAUAAAAACAGCCGAUAUUGAUGGAUAUUGAUAUAUGUACAUCUCUCCACAGUAUAUUUAUUAACCCUAAUAUUAAAUGUACAGUGGUGACCAGAAUACAUUGGAAAGAUUGUCGUCUUCUUUUGUAUGUUAUAAAUGUUGCCAAUUAUUGUGUAUUUUUUAACUAAAUAUCUAAAAAAUUCCGAAUCCAUGAGCAAUUCUGAAAUAAAAGAAAGUACGAAGACGACUGCAUAAAUCCUCUGUUUUAAGAUGACCACUAUAUGGUAGUAGUUUAUUCAGAAAUUUUCAUUAGAAAACCAGCUAAGAAAAAAAACGUUGUUUUAAAAUGUAUUUCUAAUGGAAUAAAAAUAAUUUGUUGUCAUUUUAUAAAA
Molecule: messenger RNA, 3026 nt
Organism: Eurytemora carolleeae
Lineage: Eukaryota; Metazoa; Arthropoda; Copepoda; Calanoida; Temoridae
Product: protein kinase C-binding protein NELL2
Exons: 34
Coding region: 3-2303 (766 amino acids)
Biological process (GO): anatomical structure development
Cellular component (GO): extracellular region; cell surface
Molecular function (GO): signaling receptor binding
Source: RefSeq, a predicted model, not a curated record